CUUCGUAUUGUUUCUCGCGUUAGAUGAGAUCGGAAGACGAGGCUUGGGCUCAAACCGUUAUCACGGUAACUCCCGAGGAAGAUGCAACGCUUAGAGAAAUUUUAGACACAGCGAUCCUAUCCGCACCAGCAGACAUACCGUUGGAUCUCGAUGAGAAAAUUGUGUACAGAAGAUCGUUUACUCACAGGCAAUUUCUAGAUUCGAACGAAUCGGAACAGGAGGCUAUAGACUGGGAAGUAGAAAUAACAGAGGAAGAGGAUGGGCCAAGAUCGCAACAGGAUGCAGAAAAUCAAACGUAUUUACAAGGAACACCGAUCGUUCGUAUCUCUGUCGAAUAUCGCGAUGAAGGUUCCCAAACGAUGUACAUGAGUCCGCCAUGCCCACCCCUAACGUAUUACAAAGAUAUCAUGACAUCCAUGAAUCAAGUUCCCAUGCCUACGAUAAAGAGCAGCAAUGCUGCAACAACUAUUAUCACUUUCCAUCCAAAAACAUUGCAACUGUACACUGUAACGGCUCAACUGACCACGAACAUCGCGGAAGAAGAACUUGAGGAAUUCGUAGCGACAGUUACGAGCGAGGAAGAAGCAGAAAUGGAAGUCACAGAGAUAUUAUACUUUUUAAUAGCUCGUGCAUUUUGGAUAAUUGAGCCAACAAGUCAGAGAGAGAUAGAGACGGAGGAUAAAGAGACGGAGACUUUAAUAAAAUUCGAUUAUCAUAGAAACACUCUUGUCAUCGACAGUGAAACGCAAACCGAGUUAACUUGCGAACCGAAAAAAUCUAAUACGACGCUUUUGUCGGAAUAUUGCGAAACAAAGAAUAUAAUGCUGAGUUACUUGGAGGACUGUAUUUCUAAAGGAAUCGACAGUAGGAUUGCAAUAGACGAUAUAAUAGACGAAAUUAUCAAUAAAUGUACCGAUAGAAUCAGGUAUCCCAUGUUGGAUCAAACAACGCAAACUAUAGUGACGUAUAAAUUACGCGGGGAGAAAGAGGAAGAUGUGUUACGAAAACUGAAACUCGAGGUCGUUGUGGAUCCUUUCGAGGCAACGAUCGUAGUCGUACCGUUAAUGGACAAUUUGUUGCAAAUCGUUUCCGAUACUGUCUCGAGAAAUGCUCCUAAGAUAGUGAACAAUAUUUUAGGAAAGAUUCUACGGCGAACAAUGACCAUAGUCAACAAACUCAUACAACUUGAACAGGAAUUACAACCUACGGAAAUAAGUGAAAUAUUGGAACAACGGAGAAAGAAAAUCCUUGAGUCGAUGUUGAAAACAGAAACAGAAGCAAAUUCUACUCAGACAAGUAUAGCUGCAGUUUCGGAAGUACAGAAAAUCAAGGACGAUAAGGAGGACGUUAUUGUAUGUUCCGUGUGCAGAAGACCAUCGGAAUGUCGGUGGUGUUUAGGCGAUUACGAAAACGAAACUGUUCCGCGGCCAGAAAUCAACAUACUACGCACACAAGAUAUAUUACUAGCGUACAAGCCUUGCUAUAUUAUGACUACAGUUUCCGAUAAAGAAACGAGCCUUCAAUCUUCGUAUCGUCCCGUAAACAAACUUCCGGCUCCUCAGACGCCUUACGUACCUAUUUCAAAACAAUCGUCUGAAAAAUCUGAUGGAACGAUCAAUAUAUUCUUGCAACCGAAAAUCGUAUCACAAAAGUCCAUUAACGAAUGGUCUUACGUUGUUGAUACUACUUUGAUGAAGCCAUGUUCGAUGAAAGAUUCCUCGAGCAGUACGAACCAAACGAUAACAUCGUCGGAAAAAUUAAUUUCAAAGUCGUGCGAAGGUUCAUGUUACCUUCGAGGAGCUUUAUCUUCCCAAGCAGCGAAUGCUUUGCGAAUACUCAAAGAUACAUUCUGUAGUCAAGAAAACUGCUUUGCUUCUUCGUCGCAAAGCUUGAAUAAAAGUAAUUUAUCAAAAGAAUUUGAAGAUAUAUGCGAUAAGUCGACUUGUAACGCAUGUUCGAGUAAAAGCAGCAGCAUCGAUAAAACAUUUAAACAAUCUUUACACGUAUCGGUGUAA
Colletes gigas is the source of this 2015-nucleotide messenger RNA. RefSeq lists its product as uncharacterized. Bases 24 to 2015 code for a protein of 663 amino acids. The transcript has 6 exons. The record is from RefSeq and is a predicted model, not a curated record. Lineage: Eukaryota; Metazoa; Arthropoda; Insecta; Hymenoptera; Colletidae.